GGGCUACUUGAAUUGAGAAAAAAAGCAGCAUAUCUCUAGCUGCAUGUUCUGAGAAACAAGGGACUUUGUCUAGUUAGCAGUUAUAACAUUUUCUCAGACCGUAUGGCCAGCUAAUGUUGUGUUUUCAUGUAGAGGAUUUUGUUGCGUCAACGGUCCAGAUAGGGUUUCAAAUUUGCAGCGCCGACUUUUGCUAACGGUUUUGUUUAAUCUUCUGUGACAAAUUGCACGCAUCUGCAGUGACUUGUUUGACGUCAGUGAGCCACGAACGGUGGAACAUAAGCUAACAUGUCAGGAUCAACCCAAGGACAAGGAAGUGCAGUUGAUGUUCCACUGCCAGAAUACCAAAACCAAGAAAAUAUUCUGUCCGGACUGAGGGGUACAAUCAAAAACCGUGUGGACAACCAGGAGAACAUUGUCCCAAAAGCGCCACAGAGAACUGUCCUGGGAGCCUUGCAAAACAACAAACGCAGCAAACCUCAAACUCUGCGCGGCACAAAACAGGUGCUAUCCUGUGAAAAUGACGUACCCAAAAGCUAUGCAGACAAGCUGGGCAGCAAGCAACCAGCUUUCCAGAUUCAUGAGGAUGAGCCUGAUAGUGCCUGCUCCAAGAAACAGGUGUCCCUCAAGGCCAAGCCCUCCACAGAGAUUCCACCCCUGACACUGAACCCAACAGUUACCCUUCAUAGGCAGCCUCUCUCCUCUCUUAAUAUACCAGCAACAUGUGUAUCUAACAUGAAUGUUAGUUUUGACGAUUCUCCCAUGGAUAUGUCGGUUAUUGAAGGUGAUGAGAAGCCAGUGAACGUGGCAACGGAGUAUGCUGCAGAAAUACACACGUAUCUUAGAGAAAUGGAGGUUAAGUCCAGACCAAAAGCGGGCUACAUGAAAAAGCAGCCAGACAUCACCAACAGCAUGCGGGCCAUCCUCGUUGACUGGCUGGUGGAGGUUGGAGAGGAGUACAAGCUCCAGAACGAGACGCUGUACCUUGCCGUGAACUACAUCGACCGCUUCCUGUCUUCCAUGUCAGUCCUGCGGGGGAAGCUGCAGUUGGUCGGGACCGCUGCAAUGCUGUUGGCUUCGAAAUUUGAAGAGAUCUAUCCCCCGGAGGUCGCAGAGUUUGUUUACAUCACGGAUGACACCUACACGAAGAAGCAAGUGUUGCGAAUGGAGCAUCUGGUGCUGAAAGUGCUCUCCUUUGAUCUUGCCUCUCCCACCAUCAACCAGUUUCUCACGCAGUACUUUCUGACCCAGCCAGUCAGCAGCCAGGUGGAGAGCUUGUCAAUGUUCCUAGGGGAGCUCAGUCUAGUUGACUCGGACCCAUUCCUGAAAUACUUCCCUUCUCAGACUUCUGCUGCCGCUUUAGUUUUGGCAAAUCACACAGUAACAGGAGGCUCGUGGUCAAAGUCUCUGGCAGAGGUGACUGGCUACUCUUUAGAAGACCUGAUGCCUUGCAUAGAGGAUCUGCACCAAAUGUAUCUCAACACUGCUACGCAUGCACAGCAGUCAGUACGGGAGAAGUACAAGGGUGCAAAGUACCAAGAGGUCUCUCUCAUCGAGCCCCCAGAGAAGUUGUUAUUGAAUUGACUUCUUUCCUUUGCUCACCAAUGCUGAGAACUGGUUUAAUCUUUUUUUUUCAUGCACAUUCUAUUUUUAUUUUUUUACAUGAGAUCUGCAAUCUUUUGCAGCUCUGGGCACAAUUUAGUGAUCUUUUAUGUAUUUUUAUAUGUACAAUCCUGUAGGAUUGUCUUUUAUGCUUUAUGCAACACUGAGCUUUAAUGUAGUUAAUCAAGCAAUGUCAUCUGUCGGUCUCUUCUCAAUAGACAAAUGUGUUCAGUGGUUUUUAACUGUUAGAACGCUGUACAGAUGCAUCUUUCAGGCUGCAUUCUUGUAAUAAAACGUCAGCUUAUUUUUCCUGCAAACACAUGCUUGUGAAUAUUUCCUGAAAUCUUUCCCGGACUAGCUGUCUUGGUUUUCUGAUUACUUGAUUUUAUAUGGGCUGUGUGGACUUUAUUUAUUUUUAUAGCACAUUCUGCUCAAUGGUAUUCUAGCCAAAGUUGGACACUGAAGUCUUGUUUGGUUCAACAUUCUGCAGAACGUUGCCUUUUUUUUAAAAACAUUUUUUUAACCACUUGCCUCAUUCAAAGGUGUCUGGUUGGGAGUUCACUUGUUAUCAAUCAAGGCAUCUGUGCUGUAAAAUAUAUCUUGUAAAUAAAUUCCAUUCCUGCCAAGA
Oncorhynchus keta (chum salmon) is the source of this 2227-nucleotide messenger RNA. Its product is annotated as cyclin-A2-like. The transcript is spliced from 9 exons. Gene Ontology annotation, molecular function: cyclin-dependent protein serine/threonine kinase regulator activity. Lineage: Eukaryota; Metazoa; Chordata; Actinopteri; Salmoniformes; Salmonidae. The record is from RefSeq and is a predicted model, not a curated record. Bases 286 to 1581 code for a protein of 431 amino acids. Gene Ontology annotation, cellular component: cytoplasm; cyclin A2-CDK2 complex; nucleus. Gene Ontology annotation, biological process: mitotic cell cycle phase transition; regulation of cyclin-dependent protein serine/threonine kinase activity.